GCACACCGACUCAGUGACUCGUGACUCGUGACUCGUGACUCGUGACUCGUGACUCAGUCCCAUUUUCUUUCCAGAAACUGAAAGAAGAAGAUGAUGACGAUGAAGAGAGAACCAAUGAAGAAGAAGAAGAUGUAUGGCGGUGAGUUUCCAGAUUACGGAGCAAUUUUCAUGUCUAAUCGUAAAACUUUCCACGAGUGUCUACGCUCAAAGCUCUUUGGACUCCCUUCUUCUUUCUCCCAUUUCGUAGAUCAAGUUCGAUCCGGAAUGGUUCUCUUCCUCUUCGAGUACGAGCAUAGAAGACUCCAUGGCGUCUUUCAGGCCUGUUCCGAUGGUGAGAUGAAUAUCGUUACUCAUGCAUACAAGAAGUCAUCUGGAAAGCUCUUUCCAGCACAGGUUCGUUUUAUUAGGAUUUGGGAUUGUUAUCCACUUGAUGAAUCUGAGUUUCGUGUUGUAAUUGAGGAUAACUACUUUGAAACUUCCAAAUUCAAAUUUGGUUUGUCUCAAGAUCAGGUCAACAGGCUUCUAUGGUUGUUUGAUUCUAAAAGAAAGGAUGUGGGCAUUUCCAAAAUGUUAUCAUGCAGAAGAAAAAGGAAGUUGGAUUAUGAAUUUGAAGAUGGAGAAGUGGUGGAGAAUGAAAGGUCCCCAUUCUGUAAGAAAUUAUCUUCUGGGAUAACUGUUGUAAUGUGGAAUGAAUCAGAAAGCAGUCCAGUAGUGGAUUAUAGUACUACCAAUGUUUGUGGUUCUGUUUCCAGCUCGCCUGAAUCCCAGGUGUCUGGACUUAGUUCCAGCUCUGGUAGAUGUAAAGGUGGCAGUAGUGAAACUAUUGUAUCUGAGAAGGCACCAGAAAGCUUAGAAGACUCUUUGAAAGAUGUUGGUAGUACUGAAGAUCUUGGAGAUUUUAUACCAUUGUCAUCUCCAGACAAUUCUGAGUUUGAAGUGGACUGUGUGAAGAAUGACCAAACAGAGUUUUUGUCUUCUCUUAAACUGAUUUUCCCUAUGACACUUUUGAAUGCUGAAGAUUUAGGAAAGAAGAAUAUAGAUGUCGAAUUUGCUACACCAAAGCUAGAUGGAAUGCUAUCUGAAGCUGUUCCUUCACCAAAGGCAGGUGAUCGCCAGUCAAAUGAGGGGACUCCCGAUUCAUUGGAAGUGAAAACUUUGUAUUCUGAUGCUCAAGACAAAAGAUCUAGUGUUUUUUCUCGUUUGAACUUUAGUUCAAAAGUCAUUGAAGAAGAUGGGGACAGUGAAUUUAAUCUAAUACCUGAUGUAGAAGAAAAAGAUACAACAAGAGGAGUUUACAGCGUACAAGAAAUCAUGGACUCAUUGGUGCAGAAGCACAAUUCAUGGAAGAAAUUCAAGCCCAAGAAUGUUUACCUUAAACAAGAAGUAGUGGAUUCUGGGGUGAGGAAGAACAAUGUCUUUUCAAGAUUGUCUUGGGUUUCUUGUGAUGAGACUGAACAAGUUGGUUUAGUUUGACACUUUGACAAGCUUUUGCAAUAGGUACAUCUAGGUAAGUGAUUAGUAAUGCUAUUUGUCCUAAUAAAAUUGGGUAUCCCAAUUUUCCGACCACUCAUAGUGCCACGUGACUUGGAAUAUCCAAUUCGAUCUAGACUCACCUAAGGCACUUUUGGCUAUGUAAUUAGUGUUGCUCUGGAAAUAUAACUUGCUUUAUCAAUGGUUUAAUUGAUGAUAAUGACAAACUAGGUUAAGUUUAGUAUUGUGUUGCUUUGGAAUGUAAAUUUGGUUAGUUUCAAUACAACUUGUUUGAAACAGGUUUAGUU
Molecule: messenger RNA, 1778 nt
Organism: Cannabis sativa
Lineage: Eukaryota; Viridiplantae; Streptophyta; Magnoliopsida; Rosales; Cannabaceae
Exons: 3
Coding region: 91-1473 (460 amino acids)
Source: RefSeq, a predicted model, not a curated record